GAAAUGCCGAAUCUACAAGGCUCUUUGCCUCCUGAGCUCGCUAACAAUGUGGUUAGGUUGUACCGUGAAUGUCUUCGUAGAGCUACAUUCAUUGGUAAGCAGCAACACAACACUGAGCUGGUGGUUGGUAUGGUGAGGCAGCAAUUUAAAAAGCACAUGAAUGAGACAGACCCCGAGAAGAUUCAGAAGUUAAAGGAUGAGUAAGUCUUAGUUUCCUCCCUAAGCCUCUAGUGAAUUCUCACACAUACACAGAUUGCACUCUUGGGGUUUUAUCAUGUAUAUGUAUGUAUAGUAAGUCUUAGUUAACUCCCUAAGCCUCUAGUGAAUUCUCACACAUACACAGAUUGCACUCUUGGGGUUUUAUCAUGUAUAUGUAUGUAUAUACGUCUAUCUGGAAAGUUUGCACUGACUCAGAAAAGUUUUAUGUUGGUAUUUGGCAGUGCUGCUCGGGUACUCAUCAAUCACAUGUUGUUCGAGUCAGCGAAGCUAACAGGACGCAAGGUUGGCCAGAGAUCGUGAUGCAGCCUUGUUGUUAUCGUUAUGCGCUUUCUGGUUCAUUGUAUUCUGAUAAUGCAUUUAGUGGGCUUUAAUAAAGAACUUUGUAAUGAUUCAUAACAUUCAUAAUCUUGGUUUGCAAUUCAA
This is a messenger RNA of Brassica napus (rape), 642 nucleotides long. RefSeq lists its product as uncharacterized. Bases 4 to 204 code for a protein of 66 amino acids. The transcript is spliced from 3 exons. The record is from RefSeq and is a predicted model, not a curated record. Lineage: Eukaryota; Viridiplantae; Streptophyta; Magnoliopsida; Brassicales; Brassicaceae.